UCUAAGGCUAGCUUAUGGAGAAUGAACAAUAUAGAAGUAAUAUCUGAAGAUUCAGAAACAAAUCCGCAGAGCCAACGUGCGCCAGUAGCACCAAGUUCUCCUUUAGAGACCAUUUUUGAAGUAGAUGGUGAUGCGUCAAUUAAAAAAGUUCUGUGGGAACCGAAGAAAGUUCUUACGAAUUUCGCGUCCAUUCAUGAUCAUGCCUUAAAUGUAUGGGCAUUAGGUGAUCAAUUUACAACAGCGAAGUUGUUAAAUACUUUUGAAUUCUCUUCAUCUACUGGGCCUUUGACAACUGGAGCAUGGAAUCCACAUCAACCAGAAAUUGUAAUUGGGAAGGAAC
Molecule: messenger RNA, 340 nt
Organism: Funneliformis mosseae
Lineage: Eukaryota; Fungi; Glomeromycota; Glomeromycetes; Glomerales; Glomeraceae
Source: the annotation of a GenBank genome assembly